Messenger RNA from Plasmodium berghei ANKA, 8811 nucleotides. RefSeq names its product conserved Plasmodium protein, unknown function. The coding region runs from base 1 to 8811 and encodes 2936 amino acids. NCBI's taxonomy places the organism in Eukaryota, Apicomplexa, Aconoidasida, Haemosporida, Plasmodiidae. The record is from RefSeq and is a predicted model, not a curated record. The transcript has a single exon.
AUGGAAAAUGCAUGCACAGGAGAGGAGGGAAAUUAUUUUAUAAGUAUAGACACAAUUGUUAGUAAAUAUGAAUCAUUUUUAAAUAAUGGAUUAGGAUAUGAUGAAUUAAAUACACUUAUAGAGAACUUUAUUUACCAAUAUAAUUCUCUUGAUGAAUGUGAAAUAAAAUUAAUUGAAAUAAUCAAACAGUGUGAUAAUUAUAAAUGUAAAAUAUUUAAAAAUAAAUACUUAUUUAUAACAAACAUUAUAAAACAAAUAUGCCAUACUGAGUUAAUACCAAUAAUUUAUAAUGAAAUAUUACAAGAAAAAAAUGAAGAAAAUGAAUCUUUUUAUUUAAGUAGAGAUGAGUUUAAAUUGCUAGAAAGCAAAAAAGAGUCAGAUGAUAAUUUUAAAAAAAUAUGUGAAAGAGUAUAUAAAAAAUAUAUAUUAGUAUUUAUAAAAAUUUUAUAUUAUUCUUCAAAUAUUUCUUCCAAUUUACAUAAUAAUUUAAUAAAUUCUUUGUCAUAUAUUUGCAUAUUAAUAUCAAAAUACUAUUAUUUUAAUACCCCAAAUGAAAAGUUUUCAGAGCUUAUUUAUAGAAUAUUUUGGAAUUAUUUUUCCAAAAAUUUUGAUAUUAUUAAUGAAAAUUCAAUUUUUUUAAAUAACGAAAAAACCGAUAUAUCUUCAUCUUCUUCGUCUGGUUAUUCUGAACUUUACACUGAAAAUCGAUAUAUGGAAUUUGAAAAUAAUAAUAGCAAAAUUGCUGAUAAUGAAAAGUCUGAGUUUGAUGAAAAUAAAAAAAAUGAAAUUGCACAUGAUUUAAUUGUUUCUGCAGAAAAAGAACAUCCAGAAGAAAAAAAAAAAAAAAAAAAAAAUGAAAAAAAAAAUGAAAAAAAAAAUGAAAAUGUUACUAAUGAAGUGAAUCAAAAUAUGGAAGAAUCUGUUGAUAUCAACAAAAUACAAAAUGAUGAAAUAGAUAAAAAAAAAAAACGAAAAAAAAAAAGAAAAGACAAGGAAAACAUAGAAACUAAUUCUAAUAAUAUGAAUUUAAAUUUAAACAAUGAAAAUGAUGAGGGCAAUAAAAUAAACAAUAGUAGCAAUAUAGAUGAUAAAGAUCCACAAAAAUAUAAAAUAGAAAUAACAAAUAAAAAGGACCCAAUAGAAACACCAAUUAGUGAUAAAGUUAGCCCAAUUUGUUCUGAAACAGCAUCAAUCAUUCAAGGAGGAAAUAAUUUAUUACCUAUAAAAAAAAAACAAAGGAAUAUAAAUAAAGUUAAAAAUAAUGAGGAUAAUAGCGAUAUAAAUAGCUCUAAAUUUUGUGAUGCAUUAUUAAAGUUUGAUAAAAAAAAUGCUAAUAAUGUAACAACGAUAUUCAAUUUAAACAACGGAAUAGUACCAGUAGAAGAAUUGAAGGAAACUGAUAAAAUAGUUAAUAUGAAUAAAAAUAAAGAUAUUCAUAAAAAAUCCAAUAAUAAUAAUGAAAAUAUCAUGUUUGUUAAUAUAAUUUUAAAUGUUUAUAUUAAUUUAUUUAAUACACAAAAAAAAAAAAAGUUUAUUUUUUACGAUGAUAAUAAAAUUCAAUAUAAAGAAUUUCUUUUACAUAAUAUUGAGAUAAUAAUUAAUCAAAUGAAAAAUAUGAUAAUUAAAAUAAGAAAUCAUUUAGACGGAUCUAUUAUUUAUUUUUUAAGAUUAAUAUUUUUGAUUAUCUUAUUUUUAAAUAAGCAAGCUAAAAAAUAUUCAAAAAAUGACAUAGAAGAUAAGAAUAAUAAAAACAGUUCUUGCAAUUAUAAUUAUGAUAUAGAUAGAAAAAAUCAAACACAUAAUAUGGUAGAUAAAAAAAAACAGGAAACUAAUAAUAAUAGUUCCUCUAUUUCUAGUUUAGAUAAUACUAAUACAAAUUUAUCUAACUCUAUUCCUGAUUCACAUUAUUUAGCAUUUAGUAAAAAAAGAGAAAUACCCGAAGAAAAUAUAGAGCAACGGGAAUAUUUUAGUGGUAAUUUUAAAGGCCUGAAUAGUGCUAGUAGUGAUAUAAUUUUAAACUCUGACGAUAAUAAUAUGUUUAUAAAGGGUUUUAAUUAUACUUAUAAUACAGGUGAUAUUAAAAAAGACUUUAAUAAAAAACAUAAUAAUGUUAGUCCAAUUUUUGGAAAAAAUAAUUUUAUAUUAAAUGAUGAAAAUAACUCAAUACUUGAAAAUCAAAGUGCAUCCAAAAAUAACAGUCUUAACAUAAAUAAUAAUAAUAAUCAUUCUAGAACAUCAAACGAUUAUAAUUAUUUAAAUUUUAAUGAUCGAAAUGGUGAUUAUUCUGAUUUUGGAAACGACAACAAAUCAUCUAACUAUAAUGGAAUGCCAAGUGAAAAUGCUUUAUAUAAUAACAGUCGUGAUAAUUUAUAUUUAAAUUCUAAGAGCCUUUAUGAUGAUUCUGGCUAUAAUAUGAAUGAAUAUAAUAAUGUGGAAAAAAAUUCGCCAGGAUUCAAUAAAAAUAUAUAUGGACGUCAAAAUGUUGAUAUCCUAAAUAUUAACAAAGAUGGAAAUACAAAUAAUUAUAAUAAUAAUUCUAGAAGUUUUAGUAAUGGUAUAUUUGGAAGAGAUAGAAAUAUGAGUAAUACCAAUCGAAGAAAUGAACAAUCACGACGAUCUACAUCAAACUUGAAUAGUUCAAGAACAGGGUCUUAUUUUUUAAAUAAUCUAAAAAAUGUAUUACAAGGACAAAAUAAUAGUAAUUGUAGUCCAAUUAUUAAUCAAAAUGUAGAUGUAACAAAUUCCAAUUUUAUAAAUUCACAUAAGGAAGAUUGUGAUGUGAUGCGGAAUGGUGAUGAUAAUAAUAUUUUGAAUUUUAAUUACAUGCAAAAUAAUCUGAAAAAAAAAUCUAAAUAUGAAACUAUACUUGAUUUAUUAAAUGAUAUAUAUGGUACAACAAAUCAUAUUAAUAAUAACAUCAAUCAUGGAUAUAGAAAUGCAUAUAAUACUUUUAGUUCAAAUUAUUAUGAAAAUAUUCAUAACAUAGUUAGUAAUAGUUAUGAUAAUAAUGUUCUUGAAAUUUUAGAUACACUUUUGAAAUGUGUAGAAAAUAAUUUCAACCAAGUAAAUAUUUUGAUAGUAAAUAAAAUAUUUUUGUGUAUGUUAAAAAGUUUAGAGUUUUGCAACGAAUCAAAUAAAUAUAAAAUAUACACAUUUAUAAUAAGUAAAAUUGAUAAAUUUAUUAAAAUACGAAGAUAUGGAGAUAAUAAUUCUACUUUAAAUAGUUAUAAUUGUUAUUUUUUGUUAAAUUUUAUAUUAAAUUUGUUUAAAAAUGAAAACAAAAAAAAAAACAUUUGGUAUAUACUAUUCGAGAUUCAUGUUAAUAAAAUUAGGAAAAAAAAUUAUUUUAAAAUGAAUACAGCCCAAUUUGAUGAAAAUAUAAAUGCAAUAGAUGUUGGAUAUAACAACAUGGGAACUAAUAUUGUUGGAAAUGAAAAUACCCGACGAAGCAACAGCACUAUGCUAAGUAUGAUAUCGCCACCAAUAAUAAAAGGGAAACAAAUGAAUUUAAACAUGUCAAAAAAUGAAAUGAAUAUUUAUCAAAAUGAAAUGGGGAAUUCUUUACAAAGAUGUUUUUAUAACAAUACUUCACGAAAUGAUAGUAGCAAUUUGGAUUAUCUAGAAAAUGAAAAAGAUUUUAUAGAAAUGAGUGAUGGGAAAAAUUUUCUUUUAAAUAAUAUUAUAAAUUUUUUAUUGGAAUGCUGUAUUAGUAAAGGCCCAGUAAUAAGAUAUACAAGUUUGAAAAUAUUUUAUUUGAAGACAAUAUUAUUAAUAGAAUUUUUAAAAAAUAAAAAAUUAAAUUAUGAAGAAAAAUUGUUGAAAAUAUAUAUAUCUAAAAACAUUUAUCAAAACUUUUUUUUAUGUAUAUUUAACACCUUAAAAGAGCAAGAUACAAAUAUAUUUAUUUAUAUAAAAUUUCGAAAUUUAUGUUUAAAUUUGUUAUACAUUUGUUCAAAAUUAUUAUCAAAAAGAUUUUUAAAAGAAUUCUAUGAUAAAAUAAUUUGUCCUAGCUUGUUUUGUAUUGAACCAUUUUAUAAAAAUAAAGAAUCGGAAUUAAAUUCUAAACUAUAUUUAGAUGAGGAAAGGCUAAAACAUAUAUAUUCUAUUUUCAUAAAAAAUUCAAAGGAUUACUAUUUAUUUUCAUAUAUUAUGUUAUUUAGAAAUAUAAAAAAUAUUAGUCUAAAUUUCAAAAUUUGUAAAAAUAUUAUUAAUGUAUCGUUAGAAGAGCUUCAAGUUAUAUUAGAAAAUUUAGUUUUAAAAGAAAAAAAUCAGAAAAAAAAAGGUGGAGCACAAAUAGAUCAAUAUAAUAAUACUAAAGAAAAAGGGGAAAGAAAAAGAAGAACUAGUAGAAAUAAUAUUAAUGUAGAUGAUGAAAAUUCAAAUAAAGCAGUAGAAGAAAAUAACAUAAUAUUUGAAAAUGAAAAGAAAGAAGAAAUUGAUAACUCAGACAAUUUUAAAAGUUUUGUUGAAAUAAAAGAAAAUACACAUUCAAAAAAAAAAAAAGAACCUCAUAAAAUAGAAUGCUUAAAUGUAAAUAAUAUAAAAAUAAGUGACUUUUUAUAUAAUAGUAUAUUAGUAAAUAAAAUAACAAAUGAUAAAAAUAUACAUUUAAAAGAAGAAAUUUUUAAAAAUGUAUAUUUUAUAAACAUUUUUUAUUUUUUAGAAUUAAAAAAAUUAAAUUGUUAUGAUAAUAAUUUUAUUUACUAUGUUUUAAAUUCAAUUUUUUGUUUUCUUAAUAUAUAUGUGAAUCGAUUUGCAUUUUGUCUUUAUUUCCUUAAUGACAUGAAUGAAUAUGUAAGUGAUGCUGAUAACUCAAUGGGCUCUUUUAUGGAAAAUACAAAAAUGAAUGAUAAAAAUAUAAGCCAAAAGAAAGAAUACAAAUUUUCUGAAGAAUUUCUUCUCGAAUUUUUAUCAUUACUAAAAAAUUCAUUAAUGGUUAUUUCACUAAUUGAAGAUAAUUUAAUUAAUAUAAAUAUUGAAACGAUAUUGAAAAAAAAAAUAAAAGGAAAAGAAUUGAUAAAUAUAAAAAAUUUUAAAAAACUUGUUAUUAUAGAAUUGCACAAAUUUUAUUUCGUUUUUAUAAAAAUAUUAAAAGUUGUACUUAUACUAAAUAAAAUAUAUGGAUAUUGUUUAACCCCAUUUGAAUAUUUUUUUUUUAAGCUAGUACAAUUUUUAGAUAAUGAGCUUAUUGAUAUGCAUACAAAAUGGCAGAUUUUAAAAUUAAUUAAAUUUUUUUCUUAUAAAAAAAAAUUCAACGACACAAUACAUAGUAGAAUUACUCACUUUUAUUCGAAAAUUAAAUAUAAAAAAAAAAAAAUAUUCGAGCACUUUUCAAAAAGAGACAUGGAAAAUCAAGAAUAUAUAGAAUAUCCCACAAAAAGACCAAAUGAGCAAAAUAGCCAAGACAAAAGUGAAGGAAAACAAAAUGAAGAAGAACAAAAUGAAGGGAAACAAAAUGAAGGAAAACAAAUUAUCAAUUGUGUGAAGGUAAGCAAAGAGGAUGGUAAUGAAGAAAUUGAAGCUGAAGAAAAUGAAAAAAAAAAAAGAAGGCGAAGUACAAAAUUAUCAAAUACAAACGUAGAGAAAAAAAUUGUUAAAGAUGAAAUUAAAAUAGAAAAUUUAAAGAAUGAUACUAAUGAUGCAACAAUAAAUAACAAUGACGAAACAAAUAAUAUUUGUGGUAAUAAUAUCAAUAAUGGAAAAGGAAAUCGAGAAGUUAAAAAAAAAAAAAAUAACACCAAAAAGGAGGAUGAUAAAGAUCAAGAACAGCAAAAUGAUACUACCCAAACUAACAAUAUAGAAAAUGUAGAAGGGAAUAAUAAUUGUAAAGACGAUAAUAUUAAUGCUAAUAUGCCAAAUGAAACUCAAGAUAUAAAAAUAACAUUAACAGAUAAUACAGAAGAAGAAGCAAGGCGAAGUAGAUAUGGAAGAAAAAGUGGCGUUAAUAAAAAAGAAAAAAAUUUUAGUAUCUUAAUAGAAGAAGAAAAUGAACGUAAAAAAAAUGCACGAAAAAUAAUUACAUCUAGAGGGGGUGCAAAAACAGGUGGUAGGAAAAGAAAUAGCAAUAAAAAAAUAAUCAUAGAAAAUAAUACUGAUAAUAAUGUAAAUAGUGAUAUAAAUAAUGGAAUUUCUAACGAACCCAAUGAUGAUGAUAAUAAUAAUAAUAAUAAUAAUAAUAAUAAUAAUAAUAAUAAUAAUAAUAAUAAUAAUAAUAAUAAUAAUAAGGAGAGCAUAGAAAAUGAUCAAAUUAAUAAUACAUGUGAAAAUUUUCAACAAGAAAAUAACAUUUCGACUUUAGUAAAAAAAACAGAUAUUGGAAAAAUCAAAGAGGAAGAUAAAUCAAGAGUUAGCACAAAUAACAAAAAUAAAAAUCCAAGUCCUUAUACUAUUGGAAACAAUGGAAAUGGCGAACCAGAAAAAUUAAUAAUAGAAAAACGAAACAACAGCACUACACACAUCACUACAAAUAUGAACUUUAAUCCUAAUUCUAAUAGUACUAAGGACUAUAAGUUGGAGAAUAGUUUUUAUGAAAGUAUCGAACUUUUUAUAUCCAGUAUUUUUAUUUUUGGAAAAGGUGAUAAAUUAAAAAAAACCGACAUUUUUAUUGAUAAUUUAAAAAAAAUGAAAGAAUUAAUUGAAUUUUGUAAAAUGUAUAAUAUUGAAAAAGGGAUAGAAAAAAUUCUAAAAUAUUUAUUCUAUUAUUUAAGUAAAAUAAAAAGUAAAAAAAUAUAUAUUUAUAGCAUGAUAAAAUUAAUUAUAAAUUCAUUAUUAUAUGUGCCAAUUUCGAAAAAUUCAGAUAUUCCAUUUUUUUUUAUAUCUUUUUGUUAUUUAUUUAAAAAAGCUUCUAAAAAAUAUUUUAAUCAAAUUAUUAUCCAAAAUUUUAUUAUCAUUUGUUCUGCUUAUGUUAAUAUAUUAAACAAAAUUUAUUCGAAUAACAAAAAGAUACAUAAUAAAUCCAGUGUGGCCAUAUAUAAUAUACAAAAACAAACGAAUCAAACUGAGUACAAACAAGCCAAGUAUAAUUUAAAUCAAACGUGUGAACAUGUUAUUCUUAAAAAAAAUAGUGAUAACAAUGAUAAUUAUAAUAAUAUAGAAAAGGGUAAUCCUUGUGAUGUUUCAAGAAAUAGUACAAUUUUAUCCAACGAAAUCGCAAAAGGUUGUGGCGGUGACAAUGAAAAUAAAAUAAUAAACAGAUUAAAUGGAAAUAAAGAUAGUAAAUCACUAAAAGUGGAGCAAUAUUUUUAUUUUCCAUCAAUAAAAAGUGAGAAAAAAAAAAUAUCCGAUGAAUUGCUAUUAAAUUUAAUAAAUUUAUAUAUAAAUUUUAUGUGCUCAUUUUAUUCUUAUUAUUUAACAUUAUAUGAAGAUAAUUAUAUUAUUAUGAAAAAUAUAUUAAUUAUAGGAAUUAAUAAAUUAUUAGAUAUAAAAAGAAGAGAAAAUAAAAAAUUAUCAUGCUAUAUUUUAUCAUUUAUUUAUAUUUUAAUUUGUCUUUUAUUAAAAGUAAAAAUAAAACAAGAAUUCAUAUUAACGUUAAGAAGCUGUAAAUUCAGUAAAGAAAAAAAGAAUGAAAAAAUUAAAGAAGUCAAAUCAAGACAAACAAACCGAGGUACAUAUAAUAAUAUUUCGAAAUUUGGAAUAAAGGGUGAAGAUAAUAAUAAGUAUACUGAUAACAAAAGUUUUGAAAACAAAUAUGGAAACAAUAAAAAUGAAUCAGAUGAAAUGAAAAAAAUUAUAAUAAAAUAUUUAAUCAAUAUAAUUGAUGAAGAUAAAUGUAAGAAUGUCAAUUUAAGUAACUCGAAUAAAUUAAGUCAAAACAUUAAAAACAUAUUAAAUAAAAAUAAAUUUGACGAUUUAGGGGGAUAUAAUUAUUUUCCAAGUCAAGUUUUUUAUAAAAAUAAAAUGGAUAAAAAUAUUGAAAAAAUAUUUCUUUCAAAAGAAAGGAAUAAAUUUGUUAUAACAUCAUCAUUAAAUAUCAAAAAAAAUCUUAAAAUAGUUAAUAAUAUAUGUGAUAAUUUUUCUUAUAAAUUUCUAUUUAUACUUUUGUCUGAGCCUAUAUUAUCUGAAACAAACAAUAAUACAAUGAUAAAUCGUGAUUUUAUAAAUGAUAUGGAAAAUGAUCAAAAUUAUAUAAAAUAUAAUUUAUUAGAUUAUAUUAUAUAUUCUUGUUUUUACAUUAUUUUUUCAAAAAUAAAAUUAGUGCGAAUUAAAAAAAUAAAUUAUAAUAUUGAUAGAAAUACGAAUAAGGAAAGAAAAAAUAUAAAAAAAACAAAAGACGAAAGCAAUAAUAAUACAAAACAAUUUAAAAUGAAUUCUUACAUUUAUAACACAAAGCAAUAUUCGAUUUUUCAAUUUUAUUUAUCGAUUGAAAUAUUAAAUUUAAUUUUUCUUAAUAUUAAAUAUCUUCCUUUUAAUUCAAUUAAAUUAAUUAUAGACAUAUUUAUAAACAGAGCAAUUUUAUCUUUAUGGAUAAAUGAUAAAACUAAUGAUAUUGUAGGAAACAAAUUUCAAAAUUUAUUUUAUAAUUUUUUUUGUGGAAUUUUUUAUUUGCAAUCACCAAAUACAUUUACAGAAUUACCCAAUUUACUUUAUCAAUACAAUAAAACUAUUCGCUUUUUACAACUUGUAUCUUAUUCUAAAAUUUUUAUCAAAAAACACAUUCCAAUAAAUUCCAUCAUUUUAGAUAUAAUUAAUUACUGUUUCCCUACAAUCAAUGAUGAUAGUGAUCAAAAUAAUUCCGGGAAAACAAGCGAUGAAAAAAAAAUAAUUGAAAUACCUCAACGAAUAUUGCGAAGCAAAAAGGAUAAACAAUUGUAG